AUGAUGAGAUACGUUCUCGAGAAAAUGGGUGUCGUUUCUCGUCAGCUCUCACCAGAUAUUGAAUCGCAGAUCAUUUCCGAGUCUCAAUCUGGUUCAGCCCUGAGACUACAAGAGGCGGAGGAUGCUUUUAAUAACCCAUACUCAUCUGAAAGGUUGACCAACGUCCACAUUGUAUAUUUUUAUACAAAUUUCGAUUCCAAACUUCAUCUCACAAGGGCAGACCGCUUAAAUAAGUUCCAAGGUUUUCCAGGCUCUCACAAGAAGGCCGUCUGUUCAGCUGCAGAGAAUCUUAUCACAGUACUUUCGACUAGAGUCUAUAAGCAUCAAAAAUGGGAGACUGGUAUGAUCAAAUCGAUGAAUGAAAUGAAACUCGGCUUAGGUCCGACCACAUCGCCAAGACCAUGUAAAUGGGUAGAUAGAGUUGAUCACUUACAAAAUGAUCUCCACCGCAUUUUACAGACCAAAUAUUGGCUUGACCCAAUUCCACAGCUGUGUGAAGCAUUUAUUGAUUUGCUCAUUGACGAUUUCGAAGUUUGUAUUCGUGAACAUCUCUCGCAACUCAGGUUACUCUACGAGCGUGAGUUUGAAGGUUUCUUUUGGAAGCUAUACGUUAUACGCCACUUUGGGAUCUCUAGAAUUGUUUCAGUGCCACAAAAUAUUCAGAAUUAUGCUCCAUUAACAUUUUUUUUCGGCUCGCUCCUCUUACUCUGGUAUAAUACUCCCAAAUAUAUCGAGAAAAAAUGGUAUUUCAAGAUACCAGGAUGUAUUGGUUUAAGCAUCGUUGCAUUCAUGUUUUUAAUUUCUUUGGUGGAUGGGAAGAUCGCUUUCUACCUUUGCUCAUUUCACCCUAGUGUGAGACCAUUGUACGAGCAUGCAACAUCAUGCAUUCCGUGGGGCGAGGCCAACUGGCCAUAUUCAAUAUUUGGCUCUGGAUUGGCAUGGCGAUUUUGGAAGGAGAGAAGUGAUGGUUAUGUUCCGCGGGCCCGACCAUGUACUGAUGUUGAAAUCAAGGGAGCUAAGUGUGCUUAG
Molecule: messenger RNA, 1029 nt
Organism: Australozyma saopauloensis
Lineage: Eukaryota; Fungi; Ascomycota; Pichiomycetes; Serinales; Metschnikowiaceae
Exons: 1
Coding region: 1-1029 (342 amino acids)
Source: RefSeq, a predicted model, not a curated record